Messenger RNA from Fusarium vanettenii 77-13-4, 537 nucleotides. RefSeq lists its product as uncharacterized. The record is from RefSeq and is a predicted model, not a curated record. NCBI's taxonomy places the organism in Eukaryota, Fungi, Ascomycota, Sordariomycetes, Hypocreales, Nectriaceae. The transcript is spliced from 3 exons. The coding region runs from base 1 to 537 and encodes 178 amino acids.
AUGUCCAGAGUCAAAGACUUCUUCGGAAGCCAUUUUUUUGACCCGCAUUGGAAGACGAGGGUUCACAUCGGCAUGAUGGUCCUCAUCGUCGCCGUCAUUGCCCUCACCGGUGCCCGUGUCGCCACGAAACCCAAGGGCACGCCGACUACCCGCUCCGAUACGCUGGGUAUCACGAUGGCCGUCAAGAGCAUCGUCUUCCUCAUCUACCAGUUGCUCACCGACAAGGUCGACCGGUUCAGAAAGUGGAGGAGCCUUAAGGCGUAUGCAAUCCUCAACACCCUCGAGAUCGUAUUUUGGUUCGUCGUGAUAAUCAUCACGUUUAUGGGGAUAUCGAGGUUCUGCCAAGGUGCAAGCUGCGCCUGUGCGUGGUUUGUCGCCCUCAACGCCUUCAUGCUCAUGGCAACAUCUUUCUGGGCAGCUGUCAUUUGCUGGAAGGAUCACAAGUACUUUAAGAGUACUGGUGUUGUUCGUGGGACGGCGCUCCCAACACACGCCAUGAACAGCUCGGCGUACUCGUCGCAGUCGGCCAUGAAAUAG